Molecule: messenger RNA, 1356 nt
Organism: Aspergillus glaucus CBS 516.65
Lineage: Eukaryota; Fungi; Ascomycota; Eurotiomycetes; Eurotiales; Aspergillaceae
Exons: 5
Coding region: 396-1163 (255 amino acids)
Molecular function (GO): DNA binding; zinc ion binding
Source: RefSeq, a predicted model, not a curated record
CAACCCAACCGCAACACCAACAAUCCAAGAACCUGCAAAACUAAAGAGUAGUGAAUAACAAGGGUACAAGCACCCCCAUAAACACCCAUACCCUGACUAGAUACCAUCGCAAGGCAGACAGGCACCAGCACUGCGGCAUUGGUCUUCAGCGCAGUGCGUGGGUCUCGGUCUCUCUUUUGACCUCACCUCAUCUCACCAACUUCUGUCUUCCUUCUCUUUCGGCCUUUGUUGCCUGCUCCAUCUGGCUCCGAGGAUAUAAACACUCUGGUAUAUUCAGAGAUAGGAAAAGAUCUCUUGUGGUUUUCAAUUCUACAUCCCCUUCGUUCCGCACUGCGUGUCCGUCCCGUCGCGAAGUUGAAUCGCGGUGUUGAACUUGUCGCGUUUUCUCGUUCAAGAUGGGUUCUUAUCGCUUGGAGGAAGCCUCCACCGGCCGCGCCGGCUGCCAGAACAAAGAAUGCAAAGACGCCAAAACCAAGAUCGCCAAGGGCGAGCUCCGUUUCGGCACCUGGGUCGAUACUGAGCGUAUCCAGGCUUUUAUGUGGAGACACUGGGGCUGCAUUACCCCCAAACUCAUCGGCAACUUGAACGAGGCUAUUGACGAGGAAGGUGGUGACGGUGAAGAGAAGGAUUACUCCGUCAUCGAUGGCUACGAGGAUCUCUCUGAUGAGCUGCAGGAGAAGAUCCGUGGUGCGUUAGAGCAGGGUCAUGUUGAUGAUGAGGAUUGGAAGGGUGACGUCGAAAUGAACCGCCCCGGCAAGACAGGUUUCCGUGUUCGCAAGAAGGCCGGUGCUGCUGCGAAGAAAGACGAGGGGGAAAAAGAACCGCAACCUCCCAAAACCAAGAAACGCAGCAAAGCCCAAGACAACGAAGAGGACGAAGAGCCCGAAAAACCAGCCAAAAAGACCAGAAAGGAGCCCGCCCGCGGCACCAAGAAAGCCGCAAAGGAAGAGCCCGGGUCUGACAAUGCUGAAGAGGAGCCCAAGAAAGAGGAAGAGGAAGAGAAACCUGUCAGGAAGACUCGCGGCCGUGCUGCCAAGACUGCCAGUGCCGACAGAAAGAAGCAGGCUGAUGCUAUUGGUGAAGAAGAUGAUGAGGAGAUGGCUGAUGCUGAGAAGCCUGCUGAGAAGCCAAAGCGGGGAGGACGGAAGAAGAGGGCUACCUAAUCUUUUUCUAUUGUGGUAGUUUGUCCGUUGAUUGCAUGCUGCAUGGGGAAGGCGAAUGUGGGAGUAUCUACCGAUUUGAAGUUAUGUUGAGUUGUUUGCCUGGGUAUGCUGUUUGUGGGCGUGUGUCUUGUUCUGUACUCUAAUCAUCUCGCUGGUACUUAAUUAGAAUAGAGGAUUGCUUACAAAAGACUAC